AUGCGCCCAAUAGUCGAUCCACAAAGUCGCGAGCCUGAUGGACCAUUUCCACUGGAUGGAAAGGAUCUUAAUUCAGCCACAGAUGAGGCUCUGGCAACCCUUCUCACAACUGCUCCGAUUCUCCAUCAACUAGGUGGAACGACGGUCGUGCGGCUUUCAAAGACUUUGGUCAUGAACGGUGGCGGGAGUGUCAUUACCAGUGAAGCGGAAAUGCUUCGUCUUAUUGCUUCCAGAGCCACCAUUCGAGCGCCACGAGUCUAUCACGCAUUCCAGUGCUGGAACAACCUAUCCCGCGACUCCCAGGGAAAAAUCGCGGCGCAAGUUGCUGAAAUGAUCCAAGAGAUGCAGUCCAUUGAGCUUUCAAAGCCCGGCCCCAUUGGUGGAGGACCAUGUCGGGGUCUGUUCUUCACAGAUUACAGUGCUGGGCCUUUUAUGGACACUGCUGAAAUGGAAGCUUGGUUUAAUCACAAGCUGGAAAUCUGCAAGAGCGCCCAUAAAGCCCCAGAAGACGUUCCACCAUUCUGUUUUAUCAAGUUUGUCCUUAUACACCACGGCAUUAGUCCUCGAAACCUGAUCUUAGAUCAGCAUGAGCAGGUGUGGUUGAUUGACUGGGCUUAUUCGGGUGCAUAUCCUCCUGUCUUUGAAAGUGCAGCGUUGUCAAUACUCGUCUUUCACUGA
Penicillium daleae is the source of this 678-nucleotide messenger RNA. RefSeq names its product Aminoglycoside phosphotransferase. Bases 1 to 678 code for a protein of 225 amino acids. Lineage: Eukaryota; Fungi; Ascomycota; Eurotiomycetes; Eurotiales; Aspergillaceae. The transcript has 3 exons. The record is from RefSeq and is a predicted model, not a curated record.